GGUAAAACUAAAUUUGUAUUUUGGUACUUGUUAUAAUAAAUAUUAAAUUGCUAUUAAAUGGAAAACUUAAUUAAGCCAAAUGUAAAGCAACUAAAUUGCCAAUUUUAUAACACGUAAACAGUGAUUUAAAAAAACAUCUAUAAUGAAACUAUCAACUCCAAGAUAUACGUUCUGCUUAAUAAGUCAACUAGUGUUCAUGUUUUGCGAUCUAAUAUUUAAUUGCGUUAGUUUAUUUCCAAAAACCCGCGAUGGUUUGUUGGUAUUAUUUAUAUUUCAAGACUUAUUUCUUAUCUUGUCGAUUACAAUGAUGUUGAUGACUUUCUUCUCGACUUAUUUGUUUCAAGCUGGCUUAGUAGAAGUUUUGAUUCGUAAGUUCCGCGCUGCUGGUUCUGUUAUCGUGUCGUAUCUGGCUGCUAGUGUAUUGCUCCACACGGCAUGGUUGAUGCAGAAGUGGUCUGACCCAGAAUCUGUGUCAACUCCAUUCCUUAUCGUGUUAUUUACAUUCCAGAGAUGUUUGUCCCCGUGGUAUUACUUUUUCUACAAACGAGCCGCCCUGAGGGUUAGUGAUCCUCGGUUUUAUGAAGAUAUUGACUGGAUAAGCCAACAGUUACAGCCUAACCAUUAAAGCAGUCAUGAUUAAAUAAGAAAAAAUACUAGCGCAUUUCAUCAAGAGCCGGAUCUUUGUUCUCUCUACACUUCCAAAGACACUUAUUUAGCAUAUCCCAAGGACAGCUUCAGUAUUUCAGUCUAGUCAGAAGAAAGAAUAUUUAUUUAUAUAUACUUACUGUAAGCUGAGUCACUUAGCAUGAAGGUUCUAGUCUGCAGAAACUUCUCUAGUUAAACAUUUGUCUCAAAGAAUGCUGGAGAUAAAUAAAAUAUAAAAUGAA
Messenger RNA from Danaus plexippus (monarch butterfly), 887 nucleotides. RefSeq names its product transmembrane protein 138-like. The coding region runs from base 143 to 625 and encodes 160 amino acids. The transcript has 4 exons. The record is from RefSeq and is a predicted model, not a curated record. Gene Ontology annotation, cellular component: cilium. NCBI's taxonomy places the organism in Eukaryota, Metazoa, Arthropoda, Insecta, Lepidoptera, Nymphalidae.